Molecule: messenger RNA, 1826 nt
Organism: Dermochelys coriacea (leatherback sea turtle)
Lineage: Eukaryota; Metazoa; Chordata; Testudines; Dermochelyidae
Gene: CPQ
Product: carboxypeptidase Q
Biological process (GO): proteolysis; peptide catabolic process; thyroid hormone generation
Molecular function (GO): metallodipeptidase activity
Source: RefSeq, a predicted model, not a curated record
GCGGGCUCCCCUCCGAGCCAGCGCGUCGGGCUGAGCGGCCGCGGGGCUCUGGGAGCGGCGGGUCUGCGCGGGGAAGGGCAUCUGAGUAAAAGAAAAGGAAGGAAGAUGAAAUUCCUAUCCUUAAUAGUUUUCAUCCAUCUCUUACCACAAUGCGCCGGGAAACCUUUAAGCAGGGAUGACUGCCACCAAUACACAUUCGAAGAAAUUAAAAGAGAAACAGCUGGGUAUUCCGAUAUUGCCAAGGCUAUUAUUAACCUUGCUGUUUAUGGCAAUGUCCAGAACAGAUCCUAUGAAAGACUGGCACAUUUUGUUGACACCAUUGGACCUAGACUCAGCGGCUCCAAAAAUCUAGAGAUGGCCAUCAAAUACAUGUUCCGUGUCCUGCAGGAGGAUGGGCUGGAAAAUGUCCACUUGGAGCCUGUAAAAGUGCCUCACUGGGAGAGGGGAGAAGAGUCUGCUAUGAUGUUGGCACCAAGGAAGCACAGCAUUGCUAUAUUAGAACUGAGCAGUGUUGCAACUCCUCCAGAAGGAAUUACUGCUGAAGUCCUAGUGGUCACCUCUUUUGAUGAACAGCACAAAAGAUCUCAAGUUGCCAAGGGGAAUGUUGUUUACAACCAGCCUUUCGUCAGUUAUGAAGAAACUGUCAAAUACAUAUUACUGGGAGCAGUUGAAGCUGGUAAAGUUGGAGCGGUGGCAUCCCUUAUCAGAUCCAUUGCUUCCUCUAUUAAUAGCCCUCACGCUGGGUGGCAGCAGUACCAAUCUGAUGUGCCGAAGAUUCCUACAGUCAUUUCAGUGGAAGAUGCCGAAAUGAUGGCAUGGAUGUCAUCCCGAGGCACCAGGAUUGUUGUGACCCUGAAGAUGGGAGCCAAGACCUAUACCGAUAUUGUUUCCUUUAACACCGUGGCAGAAAUAGUUGGAAGCAAGUACCCAGAACAGGUUGUAGUGGUCAGCGGACAUCUGGACAGCUGGGAUGUUGGGCAGGGAGCCAUGGAUGACGGUGGUGGAGCAUUUAUAUCAUGGGAACCAUAUUUAAUUUUGUAUGUCCUAGGGCUCCGCCCCAAGAGAACGCUGCGGUUGGUGCUGUGGACCGCGGAAGAAACAGGAGCGGUGGGUGCUGAGCAGUACUACCAGUUACACAAGGGUAACAUCUCCAACUUUGACAUUGUCAUGGAGUCUGAUUCAGGUACCUUCAUGCCAAUGGGCCUGGCUUUUACAGGCAGUGAUAAAGCUCGUGCCAUACUAAAGGAGAUUAUGCAGCUGCUGCAGCCUAUCAAUAUUACAAACAUUUAUGAAAAUGGUGGUGAAACAGACACUGAUUAUUGGGUGAGAGAUGGAGUACCAGGUGCCAGUUUUCUUGAUGACAUCAGUAAAUACUUCUGGUUUCAUCAUACUCAAGGGGACACAAUGACAGUUCAGGAUCCAAGCCAAAUGAAUCUUUGUGCUGCUGUUUGGACUGUUGUCUCCUAUGUAAUUGCUGACAUAGAAGAGAUGUUGCCAAGGUAAUAAAAAAACAAGAAAGAAGACUUAUAUUCUUCAGUCCACUAAUGCAUGUGGUCCACAGCUGUUGGAAAUUCCUUUUUCAUCCUGAUUUUUGCUGAUUUUUAUUUUUGUUCUGUGACCUCAAAGCACAUUCCUUUUACAUGGUCUUGUUUACUGAUUUAAUGCCUUCCAUUUGUGAUUUUUACUUCAUGUUUCUUCUGUUAAGUAUUUUUACUCAUUAAUCAAUGUCUAAUGUCUGUCUCCUAAAAUUAUGGCAGAAUAGCCGUCUAUAAAAAAGUAACCCUGUAUAGCAGGAAAAUACACUGAAUAAAUCUGUGGCAUCAGAA